Messenger RNA from Sphenostylis stenocarpa, 1473 nucleotides. NCBI's taxonomy places the organism in Eukaryota, Viridiplantae, Streptophyta, Magnoliopsida, Fabales, Fabaceae. The record is from the annotation of a GenBank genome assembly.
AUGGCUUCUCCGCGAGCUGCAGAGACCACAGAGAAUAGCUUGGAGAAGAUCAAGCGCCAACUCGCAUCCGCUUCGGGUAGGAACUUGUUGCAGGGACCACUUCUCAAGAGAUCUGAAACCCUCAGAAAAUGGAACGAGCGUUGGGUGAUUUUGGACCCGACAACGGGGAGAAUGGAAUACAAGAUAAGACGAAAUGAACCAUCUGUGAAAGGAACGAUUAUAUUUGAUGCCAAUAGCACGAUCACAGUAUCUCCUGUGAAUUUUCAGGGGCUUCCAAAGUAUGAUGGUUGCUGUUUUUAUAUUGGGACACCACAGAAAAAGGAUUACUUCCUCUGUGCCGAGACUCCUGGCGCAGCUAGAGCAUGGGUGUCAACUUUACAUGCAACUCAGUUGGUUUUAAAAGCCCAUAAAGAAGCUGUGAAUUCCUUAAGUGGGAAUGGUUCUACAAAGUUAGGAACUGUUGCAACGGUUGUUGCAGCAGCCAAUUCAACAGCCUUGGAAUGUUCAAAAGAAAUUGAAGCAGCAAUGCAGAUUUCUUUGCGAAAUGCUCUGGGAAUGAUGAAUAAUAGGACUACUGAUGGUCCUAUGGAUGAUUUAACAAUCAUGAAGGAAACACUAAGAGUGAAGGAUGAGGAGCUACAGAACUUGUCUAGAGACCUUCGGGCACGUGAUUCAACUAUAAAAGAUAUAGCAGAUAAACUAUCUGAGACUGCUGAAGCUGCUGAGGCUGCAGCAUCUGCUGCUUAUACUAUGGAUGAGCAUCGGAGAAUUGCUUGUGCAGAAAUUGAACGUUUGAAUAAAGAUUCUGAGAAGCAUCAAGAAUUGUUUGCACAGAAGCUGAAAGAGUCUGAAGAAAAGAUUGUGGGCCUAAGCAAAGAAAAAGAACAAUUAAUCAGGCAGAGAGAUGCAGCUGUUCAGGAAGCAAAUAUGUGGCGAACCGAGCUGGCAAAAGCUAGAGAACAUGAUGUUAUCUUGGAAGCAGCUGUAGUAAGAGCAGAAGAAAAGGUUAGGGUUGCAGAAGCAAAUGCUGAAGCUAGGAUAAGGGAUGCUGUUCAGAGAGAAUCUGCAGCAACAAAAGAAAAGGAAGAGCUUCUGGCAUAUGUGAAUGUACUAAAAGCCCAACUUCAAAGGCAACACAUUGAUACAACUCAAGUUUUUGAGAAAACAGAGUCAUGCUCAGAUACAAAACAUGUUGACCCCACAGAAGAGAAUGUGGAUAAAGCAUGCCUGAGCGUUUCUAGAGCUAUCCCCGUACCUGCAGAGAAUGUAGUCCACAUGGCAACUGAUCAGGUGAACAUUCAGCCGGUUGGAGACAAUGAAUGGAGUGAUAUUCAAGCAACAGAGGCAAGGAUAGCUGAUGUAAGGGAAGUAGCACCUGAAACAGACGGAAGCAGCUUGGAUAUUCCUGUGGUUAGCCAGCCAGGUACCAAUCAUCACCAUGAACAAGGAGCUAACUCUUUCCAUCAGCCCUGA